CUCUUACUCUUCUGUCUCUCUCGGCUUUCUUUUUCGCUUCCAUAGAGCAGUCGACACCUGCACAUAUACGCAUCACAGUCAUGAGGAUAACACCGGCGGUUCUGGCGACGAUUGUCGACCGGCCACUGUCUGAGCUGACAGUGCUGAGUCUGAAGGACAAAGAGAUCACGCACCUGGACGACAUCUCGGCAUGCAUCAACCUGCGCAACCUCGAUCUCUCGGGCAACCAUAUAAAGUCAAACGACUCCCUGAGCGGGAUCCGGCAUCUCGAGGACCUCGUGUACCUGAACCUUAACAACAACCAGCUGGAGACGAUUGACGUGAUCGAGUACAUGAGCAAGCUCAACGUUUUGAACAUCAGCAACAACAGCCUGGCGACAAUCCCCCGCUCUGUUGCAAAAUGCACAGACCUGCGCGCCCUGGUUCUGGCGCACAACACAAUCAAGCGUAUCGAGAACGUGGGUGCGCUGGCCAAGCUCAACACCCUGGUGGUCUCGCACAACCAGCUUGAGGACAUCCCUAAAAUGCCCAAGCUGGGAGAGCUGAAGAAGAUCAGCGCAGCACACAACCAACUGCGCACAGUGCCUGAUCUCACCAGCUACCCGCUGCUGAAGGAGCUGAGGCUCAACGACAAUAAGCUGACAGGCGUGCCGGAGGACAUCCGCCUGUGCGCCAGUCUCACAGUGCUGGAUCUCGGCAACAAUAUGCUGAAGGACUGGGUGGCCGUGGCGCCGCUAUCGUCGCUGAUGCACCUGGACAACCUGAACCUUAAGGGCAACCCCGUGUGCGAGCUGGAGGGAUACCGGGAGCGCAUCUUGAAGAUGAUGGCCAGCGGAUUCGAUGAAAAAUUCUUGGAGCGCAAACAGAAGCGCCAGCGCCAUGCAGAAUUCGUAAAGCAGCGCGAGGAGUUUAGAGGAAAGCGUCGGGAGCACGGUAAGAAAAAGACUGAAUGGCGGUCCAAGAGCCGCACUGCAGAUAGUGAUGAUGGUGAGGGCAGUGGGGCAGAAGACAAGGACAAGGGCGAGACAAAGAGAAAGUCAACCCUUCGACAAAAAGCCUUUCGACAAAAGCCUUUCGACAAGAAGCCUUUCGACAAGAAGCGGCCGCGGCGCGAGCAUGGCGAUGGCAAGGAGGGCGAUUUCAAGAAGAAAAAGAGGGACUUUGGCAAGAAGCCAGACUUCAAAAGGUCCAAGCGGCCCGUGAGGGAGUAAGCAACAGCAGCACGCCUUGCACAGUUGGCUCCUUUCCUGACAUUUCUGAAUGCAGACAUAAACACAUGCUAGGCAGAUGAUUUUAGAUAUGAGAUGGUUUUAGAUAUGGAAGCCCUGUUUCGUCG
Molecule: messenger RNA, 1336 nt
Organism: Linderina pennispora
Lineage: Eukaryota; Fungi; Kickxellomycota; Kickxellomycetes; Kickxellales; Kickxellaceae
Product: L domain-like protein
Exons: 4
Coding region: 81-1211 (376 amino acids)
Molecular function (GO): protein binding
Source: RefSeq, a predicted model, not a curated record